Messenger RNA from Thunnus maccoyii (southern bluefin tuna), 508 nucleotides. RefSeq names its product ATP synthase, H+ transporting, mitochondrial F0 complex, subunit g (gene atp5mg). Gene Ontology annotation, biological process: proton motive force-driven ATP synthesis. The record is from RefSeq and is a predicted model, not a curated record. Gene Ontology annotation, molecular function: proton transmembrane transporter activity. NCBI's taxonomy places the organism in Eukaryota, Metazoa, Chordata, Actinopteri, Scombriformes, Scombridae. Bases 99 to 410 code for a protein of 103 amino acids. The transcript has 3 exons.
GUGUUUCUGUGCAGGCAAUUGUGUGGUCAGCUGCAGUCCCAGGUCCUUCAGCUGGAGGUGACAUUCAGUCGGCCAGCAGGAACGAUUAACGAGUUAACAUGGCACAAGCUGUGCAAAAACUGGUCGCAAAGGUGCCCUCCCUGGUCGGCGCCGCUGUCACCUACUCCAAACCUCGGCUAGCAACCUUCUGGCACUACGCCCGUGUCGAGCUGGUCCCCCCGAGCCCUGCAGAGAUCCCCAAGGCCAUCGAGGGAGCCACAAAUAUCGUGAAGGCUUUUCAGUCAGGACGCCUAGGUCAAACCACAGUGAAGGAUGCUCUAAGGAACGGACUGGUGGCCACUGAAGUGAUGAUGUGGUUCUACAUUGGCGAGUGCAUCGGCAAAGGAGGCAUUGUUGGCUAUAAUGUCUGAGUUUUGGACUGUUGUGCUUUUUGUUUUCUCUUGAGCGUUGUAUGCUCAACUUCCUGUAAAAUUCCUGGGAAUCAAUAAACAGAUGUCUAUUGUUAAAA